This is a messenger RNA of Chlorocebus sabaeus (green monkey), 3240 nucleotides long. Lineage: Eukaryota; Metazoa; Chordata; Mammalia; Primates; Cercopithecidae. The record is from RefSeq and is a predicted model, not a curated record.
GGAGGCAGGCACGCCAGCAGGAGCAGCAGCAGGAGCGCGCGGGCCCCGGGCCCCAAGGCCUGUCCCAUGUCGGGGCUCCGCGGAGUCUGCGGGGAUGGAGCCGCCUCGCUCUGACUCCCAGACAGGCUCCGGCGCAUGACGUCCGGCUGGUUUCUCAAUGGCUUUCGCCAAGGACCGGAGGAGACGGCGGCCGUCGACGCCAGGUCCCGGCCGGAGAGGAGGCGCGAGCCAGCGGCGCCCCCCGGCUCCGCUGCGCCCCGACCGUGCGCUCAGUACCCGGCCCGCGCCGUGCCAGCCUCUGGCCACAGGGAAAACCCGGGAGGAGGAGCUCCCGCGCCUUGCGCCCCCGCACUGGGCCCGAGCUCCGUGGAUGGACGGUCAGGAAUCUUGGAAGAAACCGAAAGAAAACUCGGGCGGCGGGCGAGGAGGGGCGGGAGGCGGCGGCCCGAGGAGCCGAUUCGGUUCGGUUCAGGGAGCCACCCGCCUCGCCCGCCCCGAGCGCCCGCGGACCUGCGAGGCGGCCGCGCGGCCGGACCGGCCCUCGUGCUCCAAGGCACUUUCACUUCCCCGCUCCCGGCGCCGCGGGACCCAGCCGCGCUAUAUGAGCCUCCCGGGCGGCCCGGUGGAGGGAGUCGCCGCCAGCCCCGGCCGCGCGCACCUGCGGGGCCACCACCCGCGGACGCACCGAGCCCAGGGGCGUGGCCGCCCGCUCAGCAGGCCAGGGCUCGGGCAGCCCUGACGUCACGACCGCACCCGCGCACCCUCCACCCCGAGUCUGGGCUGGGGCCCUGUGCGCCUGAAGACAUGGAGUUUGUGUCUGGAUACCGGGAUGAGUUCCUUGAUUUCGCUGCCCUUCUCUUCGGCUGGUUCCGAAAGUUUGUGGCAGAGCGUGGAGCUGUAGGGACCAGCCUUGAGGGCCGCUGGUGGCAGCUGGAGGCCCAGAUCAGAAGGCUGCCCCAGGACCCUGCCCUUUGGGUGCUCCAUGUCCUGCCCAACCGUAGUGUGGGCAUCAGCCUGGGGCAAGGGGCAGAGCCAGGUCCUGGACCAGGCCUGGGGUCUGCCCGGCUCCUGGGAGACGACCCUCCACUCCACCUGCGAGACCUGAGCCCCUACGUCAGCUUUGUCAGCCUAGAGGACGGGGAGGAAGGGGAGGAGGAAGAGGAGGAAGAUGAAGAAGAAGAGAAGAGAGAGGAGGGGGGUGCAGGCACAGAGAAGGUGGAACCAGAGGAGGACCGGGAGCUAGCUCCUACCAGCAGGGAGUCCCCCCAGGAAACAAACCCUCCAGGAGAGUCAGAGGAGGCUGACCGGGAGGCAGGAGGUGGCAAGGAUGGCUGCCGAGAGGACAGGGUGGAGAAUGAAACAAGACCCCAGAAGACGAAGGGACAGAGGAGUGAGGCUGCCCCCCUGCACCUUUCCUGUCUCUUACUUGUGACGGAUGAGCAUGGCACCAUCUUGGGCAUUGAUCUGCUAGUGGAUGGAGCCCAGGGAACUGCCAGCUGGGGCUCAGGGACUGAGAACCUGGCUCCUCGGGCCUAUGCUCUCCUCUGUCACAGCAUGGCCUGUCCCAUGGGCUCUGGGGACCCCCGAAAGCCCCAACAGCUUACUGUGGGAGAUGCCCGGCUGCAUCGGUAUAGAAAUCUGGUAUCUGAGGCUGGGGAGGGCUGGGGCCCUGGAUUCCCAAGCACCCCCUCCAGCCUGAUUCCGUCUUCCCCCCUAUUUAGAGAGCUGGAGAGCUUGGUCCCAAGGCUAGGUGUGAAGUUAGCCAAGACCCCAAUGCGGACAUGGGGUCCCCGGCCAGGCUUCACCUUUGCUUCCCUUCGCGCUCGAACCUGCCACGUGUGUCACAGGCACAGCUUUGAAGUGAAGUUGACACCCUGCCCCCAGUGUAGUGCUGUCUUGUAUUGUGGAGAGGCUUGUCUCUGGGCUGACUGGCGGCGGUGCCCAGAUGAUGUGAGCCACCGAUUUUGGUGCCCAAGGCUUGCAGCCUUCAUGGAUCGGGCAGGAGAACUGGCAGCCCUGCCUUUUACCUACACCGCAGAGGUGACCAGUGAAACCUUCAACAAGGAGGCCUUCCUGGCCUCUCGGGGCCUCACUCGUGGCUACUGGACCCAGCUCAGUAUGCUGAUUCCCGGCCCUGGCUCCUCCAGGCACCCCCGAGGCCACCUGCCAUCCCUCAGCCUUCGCGGUGGAGACCCCUACCAGCUUCUCCAGGGGGACGGGCCUGCCCUGAUGCCUCCUGUGCCCCCAGAUCCACCCCGGGCUCUUUUUGGCUCAUGGCAGGAUUACUACACAUGGCGGGGCCUCAGCUUGGACUCCCCCACAGCUGUGCUUCUCACCUACCCACUGACCGUGUACUAUGUCAUCACUCACCUGGUGCCCCAGUCCUUCCCUGAGCUCAACAUCCAAAACAAACAAUCACUGAAGAUCCAUGUGGUGCAGGCCGGGAAGGAGUUUGACCUUGUCAUGGUGUUUUGGGAGCUCUUGGUCCUGCUCCCCCAUGUGGCCCUGGAGCUACAGUUUGUAGGUGAUGGCCUGCCCCCCGAAAGUGACCAGCAGCAUUUUACCCUGCAGAGGGACGGCCCCGAGGUGUCUGUCCGUCCUGGUUCUGGCAUAUCAGCACGGCCCAGCUCUGGCACUAAGGAGAAGGGAGCCCGCAGGGACCUGCAGAUCAAGGUGUCAGCAAGGCCCUACCAUCUGCUCCAGGGGCCCAAGCCCGACCUGGUUAUUGGAUUUAACUCCGGGUUUGGUCUCAAGGAUACGUGGCUGAGCUCUCUGCCGCGGUUACAGUCCCUCCGAGUGCCAGCCUUCUUCACCGAGAGCAGCGAGUACGGCUGUGUGAUGGACGACCAGACCAUGGCAGUGGCCACUGGAGGGGGCACCAGCCCUCCCCAGCCCAACCCCUUCCGCUCCCCCUUUCGCCUCAGAGCGGCCGACAACUGCAUGCCCUGGUACUGCAAUGCCUUCAUCUUCCACCUGGUUUACAAGCCUGCGCAAGGGAGCGGGACCCGCCCGGCGCCCGGCCCCCCACCCCCGUCCCCAACUCCCUCCGCUCCUCCUGCCCUUACCCGAAGGCGCCGAGGAGAAAAGAAACCUGGGCGGGGGGCCCGCCGGCGGAGAUGAAUGCUGAUACCAUAGUAGACCCCCUCCCAAACACUGAAAGGAAAACGUGAAACACUCAAGGUCGAGGGGAAGGACAGGUUGGUAAAACACGAAAAGGUCAAUAAAAUUACUUGUUUGAAA